AUGAAGAUCACAGCUGCUAGUUUCCUUUUCUUUAUUGGCGUAACCAAUGCCUUUGCCCCUCAACCUGUGGCAAGACAUCAAUCAUCACAAUUGAACCUCUUCGGAGGCGGCGGGGGUAACAAGGAUGGUGCAAAGAAAGCUCCAGGAGGAGGUAUGAUGGAUCAAUUGGCAAUGUUCAAAAAGGCACAAGAACUUGCACAGAAGAAGAAUGAAAUUGACAAGCAACUCGCCGAGCAAGAUUUCUUUGGAGAAUCUGCCGAUGGCAAGGUCAAGGCAACUUUCAAAUUCGUCCCAGUCAAGAACCCAAUGGACCCCAACCCUGAUUACGAGGCACAAAAGUUCGAAUUCGAUGACGCGUGGUAUGAAAGUGCAUCACCAGAAGACGUUAGUGCUGCAGUCAAGGAAGCAAUUAUCAAUGGUAUCAACGAGACCAAUGACAGGGUUGCAGAAAAAUACCAAGCUCUACAAGGUGACUUGAUGGGUGCCAUGGGAGGAAUGGCAGGAGGAGCAGCUCCAGGAACUCCAGAGCAAUAG
Cylindrotheca closterium is the source of this 534-nucleotide messenger RNA. Lineage: Eukaryota; Bacillariophyta; Bacillariophyceae; Bacillariales; Bacillariaceae. The record is from the annotation of a GenBank genome assembly.